CCUGCUCCAGGAUUUCUCUUUUAACAUGCUGGGAAGGUUUUAGUGGCACGGCGGAGUGCGCGGGGAGGCGAAUUCCCUGCUGAGCGUUAUGUGUGCCUUCUAUUUGCAAUUGCAGAGCAAUAUAUUCGGCGGUCUGGACGAGAGCCUGCUGGCCCGCGCCGAAGCCCUGGCAGCGGUGGACAUCGUCUCCCCGAGCAAGAGCCACCACCACCACCCGCCGCACCACAGCCCCUUCAAGCCGGACGCCACCUACCACACCAUGAACACCAUCCCCUGCACCUCGGCCGCCUCCUCCUCCUCGGUGCCCAUCUCCCACCCGUCCGCCCUGUCGGGCACCCACCACCACCACCACCAUCACCACCAUCACCACCACCAGCCCCACCAAGCGCUGGAGGGGGAACUCUUGGAGCACCUGACGCCGGGGCUGGCGCUGGGGGCCAUGGCGGGCCCCGACGGCGCCGUGGUCUCCACGCCGGGCCAUGCUCCGCACAUGGCCGGCAUGAACCCCAUGCACCCGGCUGCGCUGGGCAUGGCCCACGGCCACGGGCUUCCCGCCCACAUGGGCUGCAUGAGCGACGUGGACGCAGACCCCCGCGACUUGGAGGCCUUUGCUGAGCGAUUCAAGCAGCGCCGCAUCAAGCUGGGGGUGACCCAGGCCGACGUGGGCUCGGCGCUGGCCAACCUGAAGAUCCCGGGGGUGGGCUCCCUCAGCCAGAGCACCAUCUGCCGCUUCGAGUCCCUUACCCUCUCCCACAACAACAUGAUCGCCCUCAAGCCCAUCCUGCAGGCCUGGCUGGAGGAGGCCGAGAAGUCCCACCGCGAGAAGCUGGCUAAGCCAGAACUCUUCAGCGGCGCAGAGAAGAAGCGCAAGCGGACCUCCAUCGCCGCCCCGGAGAAGCGCUCGCUGGAGGCCUACUUCGCCCUCCAGCCCCGGCCCUCCUCCGAGAAGAUCGCCGCCAUCGCCGAGAAGCUGGAUCUCAAGAAGAACGUGGUCCGCGUCUGGUUCUGCAACCAGCGCCAGAAGCAGAAGCGCAUGAAGUACUCGGCUGGCAUCUGAGCCGCGGCCGCGGGGAGCCAACAGCAUCACCGUAACAGAUAAUAAUAAUAAUUAAAAAAUAUAUAUAUAAACAACAGCAACGAAAAAAGCAAGGAAAGGAGGAGCCCCCCUUCCCCAGCCCACUCCACAGCCCGCCCCGCGCCCAACUUUCUGGGGGAAUUUCCCCGCGGAGCCGCCGCCCGGACCCGGCCCGGCAAGUACCGCUGGUUUUUAUUCUUACAGAACUCGCCUGGGUGCAAGCGCGAAGGGAAAUCCUCGUAGCGGCGUGGCCGCGACGCCAGGGCUUCCCCGGGACCGAAACUUAGAACCUAGAGUCGAGGCUUCGCGCUGCGAGAGACGUCUCGAAAGUAUUUUGAUGUAAAUGAUGAUGAUGAUAAUAAUGAUAAGAAUAAUGAUGAUGAUAAAAAGGCAGGGUUUUUUUUCUGCAUUUACACUGCGUAUUAUAAAUAUAUAAAUAUAUAUAUAUUUUUACUGUGGUUAUAAUCCUUUUCCUUCUCUGAAGUUAUAACGCUUAGGGAAAGAGCUGAUCCUGCUGUGUUCACUGGUCUUCAAAAGCUAUUAUUAGAUUACUGCCAAACAAGCCCUUGUAAAUUAUUAAUUUAUCUCUCUAGCAACUUCAUUUCGUGCUCAUUCUAAUUAAUUACACCUCUUUAAUCUAAGUCUUCAUACAAGUAAAAAAAAAAAAAAAAAGGAUAGCGAGAAUCAAAUAUUUUGUGUUGGUAGGAUUUUUGAACGUGAGCUUUUUCUCUUCUUCUGAACGUCCCUUUUGGCCAUCUGUAAAUUGUCACCUAAACCUAAGGUAUUUCUCUGGCGAGUAUUCUUAUUCGUACGGCGUCGGCACCCUGUAGUAGAUGUCCUACAUUAUUUGUGUAGCCUGAUUCACUGUCCAAGGUAUUUGUUUACCGCGUUACAUAUUUAAUGGGGAUUCCCACAUUGUCCCCAGCACACGCUGCUCCCGGAGCGAGAAAGGACGCGGCCGCAUAGGUGACAGAGGGGAGGGAGGGAGGGUGUUGGGGUUGUCGCUUCGGGUUCCUUGCCAGCACAAUAUCCGUCUUUCUCAAUUUCAGAGAUGUAUCGCGACGGGAUUCAGACUGGUUCGGUUAUUUAUCUAUCUAUCCGGUUGCUUAUUUAUUUAUUUAUUUAUUCGGUCGGUCGGUUAUUUAUUACCUUUAAUCACAAUGCUUUUCCACGGAGGAAAAGUCCCUUUUGGAGGUCUGGUUGUAGCAAAGCCAAAUUUCAAUUUGUAGGAAAGGGAGGGAGCUAUGCUGCACUGCUUGUAAAUUCACAACUGGUUUGGUACAUUUCUAUUUGGAACAACAACAAUAAACAGAGGGUACUCGGUUGGGUCCCUGUAUGGAUUGUAAAUAUUUCAUUGGCGCUGAAGAACAUAUAGAUAUAUUCUUACAGAUUCUGCUGUACCGCUGUUCUAUCCGAGGCUGUUUUGAAGUCUUAAGUUCUGUACAUGUCCCGAUUUCGUUUGAUUAUUUUUGUUUUGGUCAAUAGGAGGUUUAUUUAUUCGAGUAAUGUACUAAGUUAUUUUUAAAUGUUGUUGAAUCGUCUUUCAUUAAAAAAAAAAAAAAGGGAAAAA
Pezoporus flaviventris is the source of this 2645-nucleotide messenger RNA. It is a transcript of the gene POU4F2, whose product is annotated as POU class 4 homeobox 2. Bases 89 to 1057 code for a protein of 322 amino acids. Gene Ontology annotation, molecular function: DNA-binding transcription factor activity, RNA polymerase II-specific; RNA polymerase II cis-regulatory region sequence-specific DNA binding. The record is from RefSeq and is a predicted model, not a curated record. Lineage: Eukaryota; Metazoa; Chordata; Aves; Psittaciformes; Psittacidae. The transcript has a single exon. Gene Ontology annotation, biological process: regulation of transcription by RNA polymerase II.